AUGGCCAGCAUUGCCAGAUCCAGGAGACUCACGGAGCCCCGAUCCGGAGGCCAAAUGGUCCGCACCAGGCAAAGUGCUGCUAACAAGACUCCGUGCGACCGCCCAGCAUUAUCCCCGAAUCUGACACCCCAAGACCCUAAUUGGCUCUCCAAAUUUAUUUACUCGCCUACUCGCUUGAUUGCCACCGGUGCUGUCUUCACCGGCGAAUCUUCUGCUUCUUCAUCUUCCUCCUCUUCGGAGGAUGACGGUGAUCUUAUUGAUAAUGAAAUGUCUCCUCAGAUAAUUGACUCAAUCAAAAAGAAACGGGCUCUAGAAGUUAAUCAGCAGCCGAGUGAAACGCCGUCUAUUGUGGAGAAGAGUGAAACGAAGUAUCUAAUAGAACGGCUUGUCAUGCAGGUGACAUUUUCAAGGGAAGAGUUCAAUAGACUGACGAGUACUAUUAAGUCAAGAGUUGUAGAUAGCCCCAUUUAUGGAGAUGGAGAGGAUGGAAGAUUUAGUGAACUCUCUAAUAAAAAAGCUGACAAUGAUCUAUGCAGUGCAGCUGUUUCGGAGGCAAAAAAGUGGUUAGAGGAGAAGAAAUUGGGUUCAAAUUCAAAGUCAGAUUUGGAACUUGGAACCUGCAUCUUGAACUCUGCUAUGUUGCCUCAUUUUAAAAGGGAUUCUCCUGCCUCUGGUUCAUGGAAUAUAUCUGAGGAGUUACGAAAAGUGAGAUCCAAAGCAACAGAAGAGAUGCUAAGGACUCUACCAUCAUCAAAAAUUGAUUUGUCUGCACUCACUUCAGAGAAUAGGAGUGCUGUGAAGUCCAUAGUGGCUGAGGAGGUAGAAGCUACAAUGAGUGACAAAGUACUGAACUCUACAAUAUCAGUAGAUGCAUCGUUAAACUUGGUUACAGGAGUAACUACUUCAUAUGGCUUACCAGGUGUGAUCUGUUUCCCAGUUUGA
Messenger RNA from Mangifera indica (mango), 942 nucleotides. Its product is annotated as protein KAKU4-like. Gene Ontology annotation, biological process: nuclear membrane organization. The record is from RefSeq and is a predicted model, not a curated record. The transcript has 6 exons. The coding region runs from base 1 to 942 and encodes 313 amino acids. NCBI's taxonomy places the organism in Eukaryota, Viridiplantae, Streptophyta, Magnoliopsida, Sapindales, Anacardiaceae. Gene Ontology annotation, cellular component: nuclear envelope.